GUUCACUGAUAAAUCGAUUCCCCGCCCUCAAAUAAAAUAUCGGAUCAUCUGUGCUACGGGAACAUUGUUCGCGGGUUCGCCGAACCUGACUAGUGGAUGUUGGGGAAAGGGGGGAAUGGUUCUAUUCGAUUUGUCGUUGUAUUGCUAAACUGUUGAGCGGGGAUUGUUCUUGGUUAGGCUAUGUUCGCUCAUAACCCCCAACAACAACCGCGGUAACUCACUCACUGCACGGUAGACAUAAGACUUUGAAAUUUCCUCUCUUUCACCUCCGCCUCCACUUUUCACACCUUAGGAUUAGUUCUACGGGUACCCUCUUGUUUGCAUUAUGAUCAGUCUGCAGCUUAAGCCAAGGGGUCGUUCUAUCAAAAAGCUUCCAUCUACAAUUGAACUUGAUCUUGCUACUGCUACUGCUGAAACCCUUUAUACCCGUUUGUCGGCACACACUGGACUCUCUAGAGAUAGGUUGCGAUUGACGAAGGGAAGCGAUGGCAGCGCUGUGACAGUAAAAAGGGAGAGUGGGAAGGAUAUUAUGGUUGAAGAGCUGGGGUUACGGGAUGGUAGCACGGUCUUUGUCAAGGAUUUAGGCCCACAAGUUGCCUGGCGUACCGUAUUCAUGAUCGAGUAUCUAGGGCCGCUCUUCAUUCACCCACUACUCCUUUAUAUUGUGCGACCUUAUAUCUAUUCGUCAUCCCCUCUCAACCCCCUCUCGUAUAUACCAUACGGUCCGUCACUCAAGCCUGAUCAAGACCUCCCUCCACCAACCCAGACGCAAGCACUCCUGUGCGCAUUGGUAGUUCUUCAUUUCCUCAAGCGCGAAUACGAAACCUUCUUUAUCCACCGCUUUUCGGGUACGAUGCCCUUCCGUUAUAUCUUUAGGAACUCCGCGCACUACUGGAUCCUUUCUGGAGUGAAUCUCGCUUAUUCCUUGUACACGCCUGCUGCCUCUCCGGCGGCAUCCUGGUGGCCGGCCGCAUUGAAUGCCGAUAACAAUCCUGCUGUGGUUUAUGGCAUGGUGGCGCUUUGGGUGUUUGCUCAGAUCUCCAACUUCAAAACUCACCUCACAUUGCGUAACCUUCGACCUGCCAAUAGUACCAAGAGACAGAUUCCCCAGGGAUAUGGGUUUGACUCUGUCACUUGCCCCAAUUACUCUUUUGAGGUUUUGUCGUGGGUUUGUGUUUGGGUGUUGAGCGGUGGAAAUUGGGCUGCUUCGUUGUUCACCCUUACUGGGACAACUGUAAUGUUCCUUUGGGCUCAAAAGAAGGAGAAGAGAUACAGAAAAGAGUUUGGCAGCACUUACAAGAAGAAGAGGAAUGUUAUGGUUCCGGGAAUUUUGUAAAGUUAAGAAAAAUGGCUACUUAUGAUUAGGAGGAGGGAUGUCGAAAAAGGCUAGUAAUACUGAGUUUCUCAUGGAUGAAAUCAACUAUCUCAUGGGAUGGUUGUGAGCGGUUGGCACAGGCAAAA
This is a messenger RNA of Tuber melanosporum (Perigord truffle), 1461 nucleotides long. RefSeq lists its product as uncharacterized. Bases 326 to 1336 code for a protein of 336 amino acids. Gene Ontology annotation, molecular function: oxidoreductase activity, acting on the CH-CH group of donors. The transcript is spliced from 3 exons. Lineage: Eukaryota; Fungi; Ascomycota; Pezizomycetes; Pezizales; Tuberaceae. Gene Ontology annotation, biological process: very long-chain fatty acid biosynthetic process. The record is from RefSeq and is a predicted model, not a curated record.